UAGACCUGGACACUAUAUUUCUGUUGAUGCAGCCUAGAACAGCAUUAGCUUUUUGUUGUUGCUGCUGCAUCAAACUGUUAACUCAUGUUAAGCUUUUGGUCCACUAAGACCCCCUAGGUCCUUUUAUGUACUACUGGCAAUCCAAAUAUCCUUCAUCUUCUAUUUGUUCAGCUGGGUCUUCCUGCCUAAGUGCAGAACAUUACAGUUGUCCCUAUUGAAAUCCAUUUUGUUAGUUUUGGCCAAGUUCUCAAAUCUGUUACAGUCAUAUUGAAUCCUGAUUCUGUCCUCAGCAGCAUUGGUUACCCCUCCCAGUUUGGUGUCAUCUGCAAAUUUGAUGAGCAUCCCCUCAAUACCUUUAUCCAAUAAAUAGAUAGCAAUUUCACUCUUCAGCUUAAAUCUUUGCAAGAAAAAGUGGCUUGAUUUCUUCCUCUGUCCCUCACCUCCUCCACCACAAGAGACCUUUGCUGUGCUGUGGGACCAUUUGAAUGUAGACCUUUCUAUUUCCAGUUUGAGUCUCGUCCCCCCAGUACACACAAGCAAGAUGUCGCCAUAUAAGUUGGUCUGUGCCAGUGGCCAGGGGUCAAUUUCUGCCCUUAGCUUCUGUUAAGAAUCUGUGAACAUAUGAAGAACCCUGCAGGAUCGGGCCAAUGGGGGCCCAUCUAGUCCAGCAUCCUGUUCUCACAGUAGCCAAUCAGAUGCCCGAGCAGAAGAGCUGGUAUUAUUUAGUAUCUGGUGUUUGGAGGUAGAAUACAACCAUCAUGGCUAGUAGCCAUUGAUAACCAUGACUCCAUGAAUUUAUCCAGUUCUCUUUUAAAUCCAUCCAAGUUGAUGGCCAUCACCAUCUCCUGUGGUAGGGAGUUCCACAGUUUAACAUCGUGGUGUAUGAAGACGGACUUUCUUUUGCCUGUUCCAAAUCUCCCAAUAUCCGGCUUCACUGGAUAGCCCCGAGUCCUAGAUUUACAAGAGAGGAAAGGAAAUGUCUCCCUGUCACUUGGAGAACCUGGGGCUUCUUUGGAGGGGAGGGGAGUGGGGUAUGCCUGCCCCUUCCCAGAUGCCUUGUGACUUCCAAUGGGGCUGACACCAGGUGUGCCAGUUGAUGGCUUCUGGCUUCCAUGGGGCUGCUGGUGGGAUUUUGCAUGGUCUUGGAGAUAUGUAUUGGGAGUCUCAACAUUCAUAACCUGUGUGUGUUUGUAAGGGCAAGUUGCAAUUGUUGAGCAUUUCAUCUUGGGACAGAAAACACAGAGCAGAAGGCAUAUAAGGGCAUGACUGACGAGGGAGAAUCAUCUAAUGAAGGUCGCCUCCACUCCAUCAGCCACCUCCUGCAACUCCCAGAGGCCGCAUCCCAGAAGGAGGUUGUCCUCUGCAUUGUGAAGGCUGCUCGCAGCCAGCCAGCUGCCAUGAUACCGCUUCUCGUGGUGAUGCUCCAGCAGGACGAGGCUUCUGCCUGGCAGAAGGUGGCCAUCUAUCGCAGUCUGCAGGCCAUGAUGGAGCAUGGCCUGGAGGUGGAGCCCGCCGGCCAAUUCAUCCUUGCGGCCUCCAAGCACUUGAGGGCAUCUCCAGAUCAGGAAGUGCCCCGAGAGCUUCAGGCAGCAGCAAGCAGCACCCUGGCCACCUUUGCCUGCCAUCACUUCCAUCCCAUAAUGAUGGAGCUCCAGCACCAGCUCAAGCCGUUUGCGCCGCCAGAUGAGUUCACUCUCCUGACCCUGGGGAAGAUCGCAGCCAACAAUGUGUACAGCUGCGUCCCUUUCCUGGGCAUCACCCUAACCACCCUCCAGACUGCCAUGCGCCGGAUUGAGGAUGGACGGAGGCGCAGGGCUCUCUGUACAGCUCUGGAGCAGAUGUGUGGGGCAAUCCGGAUAUACCUGCGGACCUGGGAGCGAAGCUCUUACCCCCGCAUCAGUGUCCAGCAGUUCUCUGCCUACCUGCUGCCUCUCUACUCCUGCAUGACCCGAACUUGGCUCCCUGGAUGUGAUGCACAGGUCCAGCUGGCAGUCUUGAAGACUCUGAGCCCCAUCCUGCGACUCCUGCUGCCCAGGACAGACUUCCAGGCUCAUAUCUACAGCGACAUCUCUCUGCUCCUAGCCCAGUAUGAUAGCAGCACGGAGACCUUCCUUGUCACAAAGAUCCUGGGCCAGAUCCUGGAAGCGUCUCUUGUGAACAACAACCCAAUCCCAAGGGAGCAUGUGGGGCCCCUCACCUGUGCUCUGGUUCGCCAGAUCUGCAUCAGGGGACAGAAAUGGCCGCCUCACCCGCAAUGUGAGGAGAACUUCAAAGAGAUCGCUCGCAUCUUCCUGCGCCUGGCCCGUCUGCACCCCUCUGGGCUGAUGGGGGUCUUCCAGGGGAAGGUGGAGGAGCGCCAAGAAGACGUCUGUGCGGUGCUCCUGGCAUUGUUCUCUGAAAUUGUCGGUGCCCAGCUGCCUGAGCUCUGGAGCAGGAGGCAGCUGUGCGUGAGGGUAGUCAAGGCCGCUCUAGGGGACGACAGCACCAGGGUGAGAAGGAGAAGGGAUUUGAGACAGCCAGCAGCAGGCCCAGGGACUCAGUCCUCCAUGUUUGAUGUUGAGUCAUGUGCCGUGGGUGGGACAGGGCCCCCAAACACUUUGAAGUGCCUCGUGGUGCACCUCUGCCCCUCUCGGGUGGCAUGGGACAUUGUCUUUCCCUGCCCGCUCUGGCUCUCAGGUCCGCCUGGCCACGCUCCGGGCCAUUGGGAGGCUUCUGCACACCAGCUACCUGGAGAGAAUCGAAGGCUGGCCUCUGAACUACAUCUCCCUGCAGAUGGCUGUGUCUGCCCACCAGCUGGUGAGAGCGCCCAGGGGCGCUGCCCUGCCCUUAAGUGGCCUGGAGAUUUCAGGUCAGUGGGGAGGGGGGUUGGGGGCCAUCUCAGGAGCCUGUUCCUCUUUCAGACGCACCCCACACUGAGCCUCCCCUUGGGCGGCUUGGAGGAGAAAGCCAUCGGAAUUGCCAGCGCAGAGGUCCUUCACAUCGCUGUGGCUUCAGGAAGGGGCACCAGCCAGGAAUUGUGGACCAAGUUGCUGAGCUACCUCAUGCAGCCCCCCUACAUGGCUUUAGUCACCCCCCUCUGCCACGCCUUGAGACUGCUGGCAGAGCAGCGACUACGUCGGGUGGGCCACAAGCAGAAUGGCCUGGGGACAGGGGGUUUACCAACUCCACAAGAAUUGAUGGCGCGGCUCCUGGCCCUCGCUGUCUUCCCCUUGGAAGGGACUGGCCGAGGGGCUGCCGUGCUGCUCCUGAUGAACGCCCUACGCCCAGAGGCCUACAGGGAUGUGGGGGAGCACUGGUGGGUGGAGAUACCUGCCCUGGUCCGCUACCUGGAAGGCCACAGCAAGUACACGCUGGAGCCCGCAGCCUGGGAAGCCAAACUCUUGGAGUUCCUGCAGAAGUCCUUACGGAGGAGCGAAGCGGGAGGCUGGAACCUGGUGCUGGGGAAGGAACUCUCCAAGCAGCUGAGCACCUACCACAACUCCUCUGCGGAGAAAGGCUUCCUCUACAAGGCUUUGGGGAUGGCGCUGUCUGCCGCAGGGGACGCGGAUGGGGUGGCGCAGACACUUCUGGAUCUGCUGCUGCACACAGAUUACACGGAGGAAGCCCAGCGAAAGGGGGUUUGCUGGUGUGUGGUCUAUUGCGCUGAGGGACAGCUGACGGCUGUGCUCCAGACCCUGAGUCGCUUUGAGGAGGUGAUCUCUGAGGGGGAGGAUUCCGCUUACCAUCACUUUGGCCAGAGCUUGCCGGAGCCAGGGAGAGGCAGCGUGAAGAGCGCCCUCCUCCUGCUUUAUGGCAGCAUGGCGGUCCGUGCCCCCCGGGAACAGCUUCUGGCUCUGCUGGCGAGCGAGAUUGUGCCGCGGAUCCUGCGCCAUUACACAUCUAGCGGCCCAGAGUUGACUUACUUUGCGGAACUGGGCUGCCCCACUGGGCGAAAAAAGGGAGCCACGGAUGCUGAGCUGGCCCUGAGCUUCUCCCAGUGUGUGUCUGAGAUCAGCCUUUCGAUCCUGAGCAAAGGCGAUGCCCCGACCUUCUGCCUGCCCCAAAAACGCCUCCUGCUUGACCACCUCGUAGACAUUAUCAAAGCAGAGCCCCUCGACGCCCUUGUAUCCCCCGUCCGCCAGCAAGUGAUGGUUGCCCUCCGGCACUUGAGCCAUGUGCCAGAGCAGCUGAGCCGGGAGGAGAACCAGGCGCUGGCAGAGGCGGCCCUGAGCAGCGUCUUCGCUCUUCCUCCUUUGGGGCUGGCAGAGGAUGCAGGCCAGGCACCGCUGCCUUCCAGCGUUCAUGCGCUACAUACGGGUGCCCUGACAUCCCUGUCGGAGCUGGUGGAGACUCUGCUAGAGGAAGAGGUGGUGAGGGUGGAGCAAAGGGAGAGUGCCAAUUUGCAGUGGUUCCAACAGGCCUUCCAGCUCCUGGGGUACUGGAUGGUGUCGGAGCGGGAAUGGGAGCGCGCCCGUGCUUUGCAGCUUGGGGUGCACUUGCUUCGGGCCCAUUGCCAGAAGACCAGCGCUUCUCCACGGAUCCCCCCGGAGCAAUUCAGCCGCCUGGCUGGGGCGCUGGGGCCUUUCACCUGUGACGUGCUGGGCAGCAUCCGGCAGGGUGCCGUCGACUGCAUCAGGGUCUUGCUAAGCACCCAAGGCACCCAAAGGCCAAGGGGCCGCUUGGUGGCCUGGCAGCUCCACUGCAUCCAACGCAAGCUCCGGAGCGAGAGCAGCCCCCGGGAGGUGCGCACGGCCUCUCUCCAGCUGGCGAAGGUUGUCAGCCGCGCUCUGCCCCCGCAAGAGAUCCUGGCCUUCCUGCACACCUUGCUGGAGCAGCUGAGAGCCGUGAGCCCCACCUGCGACCAGGCCGUCCUCCUGUGGUUUGAGGUGGUCGUGAAGGAGCAGAGGGCAGCCUUGAAGGACAAGAUCCCCGAUCUGGUGGCUGUCAUUUGCUCCUAUGUGCAGCAAUCAGAGGAUGCAACUCAGCGCCAUUGCCUGGCCCAGGCCGUCUGUGUGCUGACGGAGCGCCACUGCAGGGCGGUCUGUGCCACCCUCCUUCAGCAGGCCCUCCUCCCAGACAGGGCAAGGAUGGAGCUUUUGGUGGCUGUAGCAACACACAAGGAUAACAGCGAACCUGUCCUGAGGCAUCUGCUCAACGUGGUGAGAGGCGAAGGAAGGGGCACCCCCAGCUACGUCAUGGCUCUUGUGUCCCUCCGGGAGGGAGUCCUGGCUCCGGAGGGCUGCAGCAGCCAGCUCCCGCUGCUCUCAAAGCUGUGCCACGCUCUCUUGUGCCAACUCAGCAGCACGGACCUGAAUACAGAGAUACCCGACCCUUCUUCUCUGAAACGGAUGACGUGCAGCAGGAUGGUGCCGCUGGAGCCCCGCAGGCAGGCUGUGCUGGUGCUACAGGCUGUCCUCAGCAGAGCUCUCCCGGAAUCGGCGGGGGAGAUGGAUGUCUCGGGAGACACCUGGAGCUUCCUGAUGCAGCCGGGCAGUUACCUGAAGGGUGUCGCCCUCUUAGCCAGGUCCAUGGCGUGGUCACAGAACCCACUCAUCGAUGACCUCCUGCGUCACCUCCUGCCCCAUCUCAGUUCCUCCAGAACAGCCUACAGAGACCUCAGCCUGGUCUUCUGCAUGGAGAUCCCAGGCCACUCUUUGCUUCACACGCCAGAGAUGCUCGCCCUCCUUCUGCAAGAGAUGCUGGCCAGGUCCCAGGAUGGCAGCACCACCCUGCGAGCCCUGGCGCUCCGAGGCCUGGGGAACGUGGCAACAGAAGCGCCCCAUGAGGUGAAGAAGCACCAGGAGUCUUUGCUGGCGACUCUGCUCCAAGCUGCGGGCAACGGCGCCAGCCCUGAAGUGGCCUGUGAGAGCCUGUGUGCCCUGGGCAAGCUGUGGGGAUGUAUCGGGAGACGGCACAGAGUUCGUGCUCUCCAGGCCGUAGCUGGCCUGGCCCGUGGCCACCUCUGGCAUGUGGAUGAUUCCCUCCGUGAAGCAGCCUUUGAGCUCUUGGGCCAGCUGGCCAGGGCAACUCAGCCGGAGGAGGCCAAGUCCUUUGCCAAAGAGGUGGGGAGGUCUUUGACUGCCCUCCUGCUGCACUUCAGGGAACCCAGCCCCACUGUGGCCAAGGCCUGCUCCAUUGCCUUCACGUCAUGUGCCCCCUUCGUGGGCCUGCAAGAUCUCACAGGGGACAUGGAGGCUGGGCAGCUGCUGGCGGAUGUCUCUGGUGCACGUCACAUCCACUUGAUGGGCAAAGUGUGCCGACAGCUGGCUAAGAUGAAUCCAGUGCUCUUGGGGGCCAUCCUGGCUGAUGUGCCCCAGUACCUGUGCUGUACCUGGGAAGGAGUUCAGAUCGCAGCCUGCAAGCUGGCCGGAAUCCUUGUGAAGACAGCGGACGCUCAGCGCCUCCGACAGCUGGAUCUGGACCGGCUCCUGCCCUCCGCCCUCUCUGCCGUGACCCCAACGCUGCUGUUGAGAUUGCUGCCUCAGAAGCCCUCCAUGCCACCCAGCAGAAAUGCCAGCAGAGCCAGGCUAGCUCAGCCCGGAGCCGCAGAAGAAGGCCUCUGCUGCCCAGCUGGUUGUUUGGCCGGCAACGUAAAGGUCCCAGGCCUGAGAGCCGGGGGGCUGGGCCUACCUGAGGGGGAAGCCUUGGAAAGCAGAAAUAUAUAUCUAUCUCCCCUUUUACGACUGGUGUCUCCUUCAGGCUGAGGGUAAAGUGGCAACCUCUUGCUGGCUUAAUCCUCCUAUCUAGAGACUUAGCACGGCAGAGAGCGUUAUGGGGGCCCCAUGGGGAACACUGAAGUGGGAAUCCCACAAGGAGGUCUCAGCUCAGGAAGAGAACAGAACAUGCCAAAAGGAGGGCUACCCUUCCACCAGAACCUCCUAUCCCUGUUGACUUCAGCUUCACUGGCCCCAAUUUGCCACAAGCACAGAAUUGGGGAGCUCAGGAAGGUGCACCCUCUGGGAUUCCAAGGACAAGCUGGGGAAUGGGGUGAAUGGCCCAGGAAAACCUGGAUUGGGGCCAGGAAUCGGAGGGCUGCCAGCUGUUCAGAUCCACCUUUGUCUCCUACUUUCCCUGUGAGAUCCCCCCCCCUUGUUCAGCAUUUUCUCUGGCACACACCCCACUUUGGCCUGGCUGGCCCCAAACAGAUGGAUAAGUGUCGGCCUUGUCCACAGAAUUCAUAGAAUCCUAGAUCCAUAGGGUUGGAAGGGGUCUGGGGGGGUCAUCUAAUCCAGCCCCCUACAAUGUAGGAAUUGCAGCUUGCCUGGCACCUGCUAGUGGCUUGUCGUCCUAUUUUUAUUAUUCUCCUCCUCCAUGUGGGACAACUUUCCUUCCCAGAGGUUGUGCCAGCUUCAAAACAGGUGAGGGAGCUCUGGCUGUGGGUCAGAUGCAACAGACAGGGGUUCCCCUAUCUGCAGCCCACCAACUUCUCCCCUGGCCCCCAUUUUCUC
Podarcis raffonei (Aeolian wall lizard) is the source of this 7427-nucleotide messenger RNA. Its product is annotated as maestro heat-like repeat-containing protein family member 2A. The transcript has 40 exons. Lineage: Eukaryota; Metazoa; Chordata; Lepidosauria; Squamata; Lacertidae. Gene Ontology annotation, cellular component: cytoplasm. The coding region runs from base 1263 to 6683 and encodes 1806 amino acids. The record is from RefSeq and is a predicted model, not a curated record.